Messenger RNA from Drosophila obscura, 513 nucleotides. RefSeq lists its product as uncharacterized. The transcript has a single exon. The record is from RefSeq and is a predicted model, not a curated record. NCBI's taxonomy places the organism in Eukaryota, Metazoa, Arthropoda, Insecta, Diptera, Drosophilidae. Bases 67 to 498 code for a protein of 143 amino acids.
CAACGAAGAGUUUUCGAACAGUUUGGUUGUCUGUCUACCAAAUCGAAAUCAUUACAGAAUUCUACCAUGUGCAGCUACGCCAAGAAUGUCUGUGCCUUGCUGGUGCUGAUGCUGGCUCUGGGAUUGAUUGGAGCUCAGCCAGCGAGAACCGGCAAACGGCUAGAAAAACAGCAGGCAGCGGCGCCCUACCCAACCGCCGAGGAGCUCAAGCCGGAGACACCCUUCGAGGAGGGUGUGCCCGAUCAGACGUAUGGCCCGCCCGAUCAGACCUAUGGCCCGCCUCCCACCGAUCAAGUGGAGCAGCUGCCCAGCGCUGAUGAGCCGCAGGACUUUACACCCGAUCCGGAGGCAGAAGAGGUGCAGCCCAUCGAUCAGGCGCCAGCGCGGCUCAGCAAGCAGCUCAGACGUCAGCCCCAACGAUUGAUUUUACUCGCCGAGCGUCCCCUGCGACUGGUUAGCCCACAAACAGUGCCUCUUCGCGUUCCAGUGCUGUGGUAGAGACGUGAAAGAACA